Messenger RNA from Trematosphaeria pertusa, 641 nucleotides. RefSeq lists its product as uncharacterized. Lineage: Eukaryota; Fungi; Ascomycota; Dothideomycetes; Pleosporales; Trematosphaeriaceae. The coding region runs from base 7 to 459 and encodes 150 amino acids. Gene Ontology annotation, cellular component: mitochondrion. The record is from RefSeq and is a predicted model, not a curated record. The transcript is spliced from 4 exons. Gene Ontology annotation, molecular function: oxidoreductase activity.
GCAACAAUGUGGAAGCGAAUCUUCGGAGAGCACGGCGCGAAGAAUGUCGUUACCCUAUUCCACAAGCCAUCCAGCGCCGCAUCCACCCGCGUACUCACCGUCCUCAAGCAGGCGCACGCGCAGGCAGUAGCACACUCGACGGAGGACCAGGCGAGCUCGCAUCAAGCACAGAGCAAGCUGGAGCGAAUGGAGUUUGAACUGGAUGUCACGGACGCGCCGCCGACCAGCGAUCAACUCAAGAACAUCCUCGAAUACCUCGGAGGACCAAGCGCAGUGUCGAAGGUCAUUAAAGGGGCACAGAAUGAGUCGGAUGCGAUGAAGAAGCUCGAGGCGGAUGGCGAGGCAUUCGAGCGGCCAGUGGUGGUGGACUGGAACCAAGGCAAAGCAGUUGUCGGAGACAAUGAGUCGGAGAUCUUAUCACUUCUUCGCUCCAUCCCCAAGGAGACUGACAAGGCGUAAAACAUGCGUUGAACAUCAUAGUUCGUGUAUAUCAUUUGCACAGGUAAUCGCAACUCCGGUUUGGAUGAGCCGACCUUGGAAUAGAUUGGCUCGUCUUGCCCCUCAACAACUUUCUAGCGUGAGGAACAAACAAACUGUGGCUAAGCGACGGGUGGCUGCAAUUACGCUGCCCAAAUUCUGGA